Cladophialophora yegresii CBS 114405 is the source of this 1884-nucleotide messenger RNA. RefSeq lists its product as uncharacterized. The transcript is spliced from 3 exons. Lineage: Eukaryota; Fungi; Ascomycota; Eurotiomycetes; Chaetothyriales; Herpotrichiellaceae. The record is from RefSeq and is a predicted model, not a curated record. The coding region runs from base 1 to 1884 and encodes 627 amino acids.
AUGGAGCCGCGCAAAAGAAAUCAUCCCCAUACUCGAAGAGAAUGGGAGGAGGAGAUCCGGCCUACCUUUACGGCGCUCUAUCGCGAUCAGAAUCUCAAGCUGUCAGAGAUCGUGGAUAUCAUGAAGGCACAGGGGGUUCGAGCAGAGGCAUGCCAUUACAAGACAUAUAUCAAAAAUUGGGGACUCGACAAGAGGAACAAGCAAUCUGACAUGUUAUUUGCCUUUCAGAAGCUUCAAGAACGGCAUGGGAAGGACACUAUCUUCUCGAUUCGAGGUCAGAAACGCAGCCGACAUGAUGUCGAACACUACUGGAAGCGGAGGCGGCUUAAUCCAGCAGAAUUCUCUCCCGCGACGCCUGGUGGCGCCACAUACCGCACCCCAAGCCCAUGUCCUGAUAGAGAUGCUUCUGCGGGCGACACAGAGCAUCCUGUGGAAGGAAUCCUCAGCUCCACUCUUGUCCGAAGUUCGAGCCCUGAUCUCGCCCGGAUGAACAGCCAGCUAUGGCUCGUAACCUCUCGGCCAACCGGUGUUCGCAUACUCAAUUCCCCUGACUCACUCAGGCUGCAAGACCAGGCACUUCAUUACGCCAGACUGUAUUUCCAGGUCUGUGCUGAAGACGUGGCUCACGACGAGAAUCUCAGUAUCUGGCAAGAGGCAGCCACCAUAGUGAGCGAGUUCAGGGUGAGGCUUACGAACCUAUUGGUAGCUAUGGAGUACCGCCAUUCACGGGUCAACGCGGAAUCUGCUCGGCUUGACAUGGACGAAAUCUUGCCCAAACUUGCCAUGAUUCCGCCUCUGCCUCUGAUGGCGGCCAUGCUAUCUACGGUGGUCCAUUGCAACGAAUUCGGACAAGAAAAGGUUUCAAAUUGGGGUACAGCGCUCAGUCGUCAGAUCAUGAGCGCAAUGGCCGAGCUGCAUAUUCAAGGCCGUUCCCUGUUCAUGGCCCUACAGGCAGCCAGUCGAUCAUCCAGCGUCGCAAAAGAAUUGUCACACCGACUAUUGCUGGCGGGGAACGACAUCCUAGCCCGUCGUCUUGGUGAGCAGCACGAGGAGAGCUGCCGCCUGCUUUCGGUCAUGGUGGAAGCUGCUAUCGCUCUUGCAGAUAAGAACGCAGCUCUCCGGAGUGCCAAAGACCUCUUUCGGAUUCAGUUGUGGAAAUACAAUACCAAUACGACUGAGGAUAAUCUCAUUAACCUCUUGCUGGCCAAGAACUAUCUUAUCGAAUGUCAUAUCGGGCUCGAAAACUUUAGCGAAGCCCAGAAGCUGAUCGGUGACGGCCUCCGCAUCUGCAUCCACGGUGGGCCUUCAGGCUGGCGGGACGAAUUCCAAUCGAAGUUCCACUUGGCGCAGUCCGUUGUGGAAUUGGGAAAAGAUCGCCUGGUAGCAGCAGCUGAGUUCCUGACCAAGGUGCUUACCAUGAGGCUGCGAUCGCACGGAGCUGGAGAUGGCGUGGCUGCGAUUGCUGCGGAGUGGCUUAAACGGAUCUUUGAAGACCAGAGAACGAAAGUGCAGGUCUUGAGCGAUGAGGAGGCAGGUUUUAACCCACAUGGACAAGAGAACGUUCUUAAUGCCGAAGUAGAGGAUGGCAUUGUAAUUGAUGAGGAAAGCCACCGUGUCGCUGAACGGGAAAGGGUUUGGGGGGACGAAAUCGGCCCGCCAAGCCAAGAGGCCAGCGUGGGCCUAAUUUCUCAGCAGAAGGGAGACUCUGAUGCUGGAGUCGGCAAUGCCGGAGUAGCAGCACCCAUGGCGGAGGUGCGUCAGGGACCGUGGUUCAUCCCACAAGAAGAGAGAGAGAUGUGGAGCGACGUGCAAGCAAAAGAAUGGGCCCAGCAAGGCGGACAAUCACACCAGAUGGACUGGACUGAUUACUUCGAUACUUGGUGA